AUGUCGCUAGAUUCUAUGAAAAAUUCGUUUAUAAGGUCAUCAGUUGAGCAAGCUUUAUUAUGUUUCAGUGAUUUCAAAGCUGUUUCUAUUUCUUUGCUACUUAUCUGGCGGUCUAGUUCAACAAAAAUAGGAUCUGUUGACUCUAAAUUCCUUUCGCAAAAAUUCUUUGCUUCAUCGCAAGUGCGUCCACCAACUGUUGCCUUUACGUGGCGUCACUGGGGAAAUUUUGAGGGACGAUACAAAUCCACUCCGGCUACAGGAGAAAUCAUAGAAAUGUUUGGAAACUGUGUUGCCAAGGUGAACGAACAACAGAAAAUACAGUCGGUUGAUGUAUACUUUGAUCCAAACAUCAUGAUGGCGGAACUUACUGGUGGUGCUACCAAGAGCACAGGUCCUUUCUCAAACUGUGCAUUAAUAUGA
Messenger RNA from Mercenaria mercenaria, 420 nucleotides. RefSeq lists its product as uncharacterized. The coding region runs from base 1 to 420 and encodes 139 amino acids. The record is from RefSeq and is a predicted model, not a curated record. NCBI's taxonomy places the organism in Eukaryota, Metazoa, Mollusca, Bivalvia, Venerida, Veneridae. The transcript is spliced from 2 exons.